Salmo salar (Atlantic salmon) is the source of this 3001-nucleotide messenger RNA. Lineage: Eukaryota; Metazoa; Chordata; Actinopteri; Salmoniformes; Salmonidae. The record is from RefSeq and is a predicted model, not a curated record.
AGCACAGCUACUUUACGUGUUGCUGGUAACUUCCCUCACCCAGUACAGUACACACAUUCUGUUUGAUGUUAAACUAUGGUACUGCGUGGCUCAUGCAUGUCUGGAUGCCAAAUAGAGCAGACUAAUGUAGAGACACAGGAGAGGAGUUAUUCUAUGGUUGAUAGUUAAUCCAUGAGGUGCUCUUUGAUCAUGGAAUUAAAAACUAUAGAACAAAAAUAAGUUGAUGCUGGGUAGUGAACGAUGCCUGAAAAGCCUUUGUGCAUAACAAACUUCCAGAAGUAAUCAAGGCGCUCUAAUGUAGUGGAAAAAUGUAAAAGCCUUUAUUGUUUUAACUAAAAACAACACUGACGUAUUUCGGCUACAACAGCCUUCUCAGGGUGGCAAAGAAUAGUGGUGGACAAACGUGUGUAUCCCAACUCUAACAGGAAGUGACUAAAUUCAUUACCAUAUGUACACUGAAUUAAAAUAAAACUGUAACUCAGUAAAAUCAAUAAAAUUGUUGCAUGUUGCAUUUAUAUUUUUGUUCAGUAUAAUUGAUGAAGUAAAAAAAACUUGAUCAUGCUGGAUAUAUUGGCCUACAUCACAGGUACGGACAACGAAGUUAACUUGAUCAACAUUACCUGGAAGUGGAGCUCAGGCAUGUGAUUAAGGUGUUUAUUACCUGAAUUAAUGUACUGAGACGAUGAUAAGGAUUGUCUGAUGUGGAGCUCUCUCCCCCUUCACCCCCCCUCUCUGGCUCAGUGAGCCCCAUCAUAGUGUCCUUCGUUGGGGCAGUGAGCAGCUCAGAAGGGUCCUCUGUGGUCCUGCCAUGCAGAGCAGUGGGGGAUCUCCCCAUCAGGUACACCUGGACCAGAGGACACUCUCAGACCUCAAUCACCCCAACCCUGGAGAGGCAUGUAGAUGAUGAGGGGGCUCUGCAUAUCUCCAGUGUUCAGUUAUCUGAUGCAGGGGUCUACCACUGUGCCGCUGAGAACAGAGCGGGACAACAGCAAAGAAGAGCCACCCUCACCAUCUCUGCUGAAGAUGACCCGGCUGAUAGGGACAAGCAGCAUAGACAGAUUGUGUCUGCAGUUCCAAACAUUGAAGCAGAGCAGAGAACUCCCCUGUCCAGUAACGUCCUGAGUCUAGCUCAGCGUUCUGAGAUAACCCAAUUACAGGCAGGAAGCACAGUUUCAGUCCAAGCAUCUCAAAGAGACUUGAACAACAACAUCACGCAAGUGUCUACCCCUGACACUUUACGACUGCUCUCGUCUCUCAAGAAGACAGCUUUAGGACUAGCACGUCUCAGCGGAGGACAGACAGGAUUGCUGGUACUACCUGACCUUCACUCUCAGCUACCAUUGAACCAGGCCUCGGCCAAACCAACCCAGCCCACAAUCACACAGAUCCAGCUUCCAGUACUACAACCCCCACAUCCACCUCUAUAUCAACCCUUAGACCUACUAAGCCAGCCUUCAGUAACUCAUAGAGUCCUCUCACUUACCCAGCUUCCAAUAAUACAUACCCAGCCAACAUUAGCACAUAAUCCACCCCUAGUGACACAACGCCAGGUUUUAGUCCCACAUAGCCAAUCUCAAUUAACACAGUCCGUAUCCCAAAGCAUCCACAACCAGCCAUCAGUCAUGCAUAUCCAGCAUCAAGUCACUGACCAACCAAUUAAGCCACUAAAGCCCAUCGCCAGUAUUACCCAGUCUCUGGUCCCACGCCCGCAACCUUCUCCAGACUCUCCCACCCACCUUUCAGACCCCUCUACCCAGAGUCCUGAUUGUCUUACCCAGCCCAGAGAACCUGUGACUCAGUCUCUACUCAUGCAAACCCUGCAUCCUUCUGACUCAAUCACUCAAACCCACCGUCCUGUAACGCAAGGUUAUCCUUCAUAUCCACAUAUACAGCAUCCUAGCCCUGUCACCCUGUUUUCAGUCAGACAAAUCCAGCCUGAACCUAUACAAACCCAGCCUGAACCUACACAAACUCAGCCUGAACCUACACAAACCCAGCCUGAACCUACACAAACUCAGCCUGAACCUACACAAACCCAGCCUGAACCUACACAAACUCAGCCUGAACCUACACAAACCCAACCUCAACCUCAACCUACACAAACCCAGCCUAAACCUCAACAAACUCAGCCUGAAUCUACACAAACCCAUCCUCUACCUAAACAAACUCAGCCUGAACCUACACCCACUCAGCCUGAACCUACACCCACUCAGCCUGAACCUACACAAGCCCAACAUGAACCUACACAAACCCAGCCUGAACUUACACAAACCCAGCCGAAACCUCAACAAACCCAGCCUACACAUCUCCUGACCCAGCCUUCAGUCUCAAUCACACAUCCUCCUGACCUGAGCACCAUACCCCCCACCCCUGACCCCAAGGGCCCUAGUGCCCCAUGGACCUCCACACCAGACCUCCCGCAGCAGAACAUGAAUCAGCCCGCUAAGCCAGUUCAUCCAGCCAAACCAAACAGGCACAAUGACACAGAGCCCACAGAGUGGCUGAAGAGGAACACUUCUCAGUCCCCCAUCAGGACCAGUGAGGACCCCAGAGUAAAGCCUCCUCCUCCUCCGUGGCUUCCAGUGCUGGAGAAACAUGACAUCCCCAUCGUGGUGGGAGUGGGCGUGUCUCUGGCCUUCAUCUUCAUCACCAUGGCCUUCUACUCCCUGGUCCAGAAGAACGAGCCUGCCCCCGCUAUUAGAGGUCAGUGGGCUGACCAGCUCAAUCUCUGCUGGAUCUCAACCCUAAUGCCUAUCUUUUAGCAUACUGUUUUCAUGGUUCAAAUUACUCAUGGGCAGGACAAAACAUGGCACUGCCUAUUAAAUGUUAGCACCCCUAUAAUCAUAAAAAAUCUUAACAACCAGAAAUUGCAAGAUUCUGACAGUGAUUUGAACCCUGGGCAUGGAGUUAUAAAAGAGGAAGUAUACUGAACAAAACUUUAAAGGCAACAUGCAAAGUGUUGUUCCAAUGUUUCAUGAGCUGAAAUAAAAGAUCUCAGAAA